Messenger RNA from Recurvomyces mirabilis, 777 nucleotides. RefSeq lists its product as uncharacterized. The coding region runs from base 1 to 777 and encodes 258 amino acids. The record is from RefSeq and is a predicted model, not a curated record. Gene Ontology annotation, molecular function: thioredoxin peroxidase activity. Gene Ontology annotation, biological process: cell redox homeostasis; cellular oxidant detoxification; cellular response to oxidative stress. Gene Ontology annotation, cellular component: cytosol; mitochondrion. Lineage: Eukaryota; Fungi; Ascomycota; Dothideomycetes; Mycosphaerellales; Teratosphaeriaceae. The transcript has 2 exons.
AUGACCACCCUCCUGCCCCGCCCCGCCCUCCGCGCCGCCCGCCUUCCCUCCACGCACUCUCCCUUCGCCGCCCGCCAAACAGCCUCCCCAAUCUUCCGCCGCUUCCUAGCCACACCCCGAGGCGAACAACCACGUCUCCGUAUCGGCAGUGAAGCACCCAACUUCCAAGCCAAAACCACACAAGGCGAUAUCGACUUCCACAAAUGGCUCGAUGGGAAGUGGGGGAUCCUGUUCUCCCACCCGGCGGACUUUACACCAGUAUGCACGACCGAACUGGGCGCGUUUGCGAAGAUGAGAGGGGAGUUUGAAAAGAGGGGGGUGAAGAUGAUUGGGUUGUCCGCCAACGACCUCGGCUCCCACGACAAAUGGAUCAGCGACAUCAACGAAAUCUCCCAAACCACCCUCCAAUUCCCCAUCAUCGCCGACGCCGACCGCAACGUAGCAUGGCUCUACGACAUGAUCUCCUCCCCGGACCUCGAGAAGCUCGCACAAGAGGGCGGGAUCGCGUUCACGAUCCGCAGCGUCUUCAUCAUCGACCCGGCGAAGAAGAUCAGGUUAACGAUGAUGUAUCCUGCGAGUACUGGAAGGAAUAGUAGUGAAGUACUAAGGGUGAUUGAUAGUUUGCAGACGGGUGAUAAGAAGGGUGUCACGACGCCCAUUGACUGGAGUGUUGGGGAGGAUGUUAUCGUACCGCCUGCUGUGAGCACGGAGGAUGCGAAGAAGAAGUUUGGGAAUGUGAGGGAAGUGAAGCCUUAUUUGAGGUAUACCCAGAUAUAG